GUAGUUUCAGUCGCGGAAAGAAAGAAGAGUGAGAAAGACAGAUGACGUGGUGCGCCGCCGCGAGGAGUUUCUAUAUACCUGCAAUCGAUGUAGGCGCUCUGCGUAUUCGGGCGCCAUUAGCCGUCGGAGUCGGCUGCUUGUCCUUGGCCGGUGCUAACCUCCGUCGUGCAGCUCGAUCACCGGCCUUCGCUUCUGUGAGCAUCUCCACUGAUGCUUCUGCAGAUAUAAAGGAAGCUGUACAGACAGACAAGGCGCCUGCAGCAUUGGGACCGUAUUCUCAAGCUAUUAAAGCAAACAAUAUGCUUUUUGUCUCUGGGGUUCUUGGGCUUAUUCCAGAGACUGGGAAGUUUGUUUCAGAUAGUGUAGAGGAUCAAACGGAGCAGGUACUUAAGAAUAUGGGUGAGAUACUUAAAGCAAGUGGUGCCGGCUAUUCCUCAGUUGUCAAGACGACAAUCAUGUUGGCUGACCUGAAAGACUUCAAAAAAGUCAAUGAGAUCUAUGCUAAAUAUUUUCCAGCACCUGCACCGGCUCGUUCCACAUACCAGGUAGCAGCACUGCCAAUGGACGCAAGGAUUGAAAUUGAGUGCAUAGCCGCACUGCCACAAUAGCACCUCUCUGUGUUUGACCAAAAUCAUCGACUGGAAUUGGGGUCUAUAUUCAACUAUUCGAGUUACUCUCUGUUUAUUCUGGAAAUGUAUUUCCGAAAUCUAAUCCACUUCCCCCGGGCCUGUUACGUGAAACUAUUUUUCAUCUCUAGUACCAAAUCCUGAUGAGUAGAAAUUGCUGUGUACUCUUUUAGAUGGUCCAUCUGCAUCUUGCAGAUCAUGAGCUAAUAAACAAAACUCAUCUGCUGUACCUAGAAACUGUAUGUCCGAAUAACUGCAAUGUGUCUCAGGCACUAAAUGAAUUUCAAUCUAGAGGUUCAGGGCUUGUGAAUAA
This is a messenger RNA of Sesamum indicum (sesame), 939 nucleotides long. Its product is annotated as endoribonuclease L-PSP family protein. Lineage: Eukaryota; Viridiplantae; Streptophyta; Magnoliopsida; Lamiales; Pedaliaceae. Gene Ontology annotation, molecular function: deaminase activity. Gene Ontology annotation, cellular component: mitochondrion; cytosol. The record is from RefSeq and is a predicted model, not a curated record.